AUGUACAUGAUCAACUACCUCAUGUCCAUGUCGACGCAGAUCUUCUCGGGCCACCUGGGCAACCUGGAGCUCGCCGCGGCGUCGCUCGGCAACACCGGCAUCCAGAUCUUCGCCUACGGCCUCAUGCUGGGCAUGGGCAGCGCGGUGGAGACGCUCUGCGGGCAGGCCUACGGCGCCCAGAAGUACGACAUGCUGGGCAUCUACCUGCAACGCUCGGCUGUGCUCCUGUGCGCCACGGGCGUCCCGCUGGCCGUGGUCUACGCCUUCUCGGAGCCGAUCCUGGUGUUCCUGGGGCAGUCGCCGGAGAUCGCCCGCGCCGCGUCCGUCUUCGUGUACGGCCUGAUCCCGCAGAUCUUCGCGUACGCCAUCAACUUCCCGAUCCAGAAGUUCAUGCAGGCGCAGAGCAUCGUGCUCCCGAGCGCCUACAUCUCCACCGCCACGCUGGCGCUGCACCUGCUGCUCAGCUGGGUCGUCGUCUACAAGGCCGGCCUCGGCCUGCUGGGGGCCUCCCUGGUGCUCAGCCUCAGCUGGUGGCUCAUCGUCGCCGCGCAGUUCGCCUACAUCGUGAUGAGCCCCAGGUGUCGACACACCUGGACGGGGUUCACCUGCCAGGCCUUCUCGGGCUUGUGGGACUUCCUCAAGCUCUCCGCCGCGUCCGCCGUCAUGCUUCCAGGUCUCAUGACUAUUUCUGGGUGGGUGUUCAUGAUCUCAGUAGGGUUCAAUGCUGCUGCUAGUGUGAGAGUGAGCAAUGAGCUCGGUGCCGGCCACCCAAAAUCUGCCUAUUUCUCAGUGUGGGUAGUGACUGCGGUCUCUACACUGAUAUCUGUCAUUCUUAGCAUUGUGAUCCUCCGCCUGCGCAACUACAUCAGCUACUUGUUCACAGAGGGUGAGGUGGUGUCGAACGCGGUGGCGGAUCUCUGCCCACUGCUUUGCCAUCACGCUCAUUCUCAACGGCAUCCAACCUGUUCUGUCAGACUCGUUGGUGUUCCCCUUGGCGCCCUCCUCGGGUUCGUCUUCAAGCUCGGUGUAAAGGGUAUUUGGGGUGGUAUGAUUGGAGGAACUUGCAUGCAGACGGCUAUUUUGUUGUGGGUCACCUUGAGAACUGAUUGGAACAAAGAGGUAGAGGAAGCACAGAAAAGGUUACACAAAUGGGAGGAUAAGAAGACGACGGAGGAGCCCCUUCUUGCGGGGAUCGGCAAUGACAAUUAA
Messenger RNA from Miscanthus lutarioriparius, 1209 nucleotides. The record is from the annotation of a GenBank genome assembly. Lineage: Eukaryota; Viridiplantae; Streptophyta; Magnoliopsida; Poales; Poaceae.